CUCUGCCAUUGAGCCAAGUGGCCCCAACUCCUUGGAGCAGCAGCCGAGGGGCAAGACUGCCCAGGGGCUCUGUGUGAGGUAAGGGCCAAGCCCUGUGACGCUGGUUCUAGAAUGGGGAGAGUCCAGGACAGGCACAGCACCGAGGCAGCCACAGGGCAGCUCUCAGCGGACACCAUGUCCUAUUAUGGGAUGGGGAAACCUUCCGCAGGCUUCUUUCCACCUCCAAGUCCAGGUAACGACUCCCCUUUCAUCCCCGAGGAGUUUUGUGCAGGCAACGCCCUCCUCUGUGCGGCCCCACACAUUUUCCUCCCCCCCUCAGCCGAAUUGGUGUGUGGAGGGAGCUCUUCAUGUCACCCCAGAGAUGGGUGGCUGUCUUCUUAGACUCACAGAAGUGGAGUUGGGACCCCCAACGGUCAUCUGGACCCCCCCCCAGCAAUGCAGGAAUCACAGCCCAAUAAUCCCCGGCAGAUGGCCAGGGAUGAAAACCUCCAAUGGACAAGAGUCCACCACCUUCCGAGGUGGUCCACUCCGCUGCCAAACACCUCUUUGACAAGGCCAGAGAAGAGGCCCCAGCGCUACAGGGAUGAGGCCCGAGGGAGAGGCAGGCCUGGGGGGGGGGGCAGCUGAUAUGGGACACACGGAACCAUCUCCUAAGCUCUCUGGUUCCUUCUGGGGCGGAGUGGGAAGCAGGGAACCCAUGGAAUGAAAAUUACAGCUGCAGCUCAACUCUCGCUCCAGUUUAUCUUCCUCUUGGGAAAUAAGAUUACUCAGCACCAGGAGGCAAGUGAGUGUGUGGGCAAUGGAAACUGGUAUCGAGGGCAUGGAAGGAAUUUAGCAGCCUCAAUUCACCCCACCUUCAAUCUAGCCUGAGAACCAGAGCCCCCAAGUUGUCCUCCUCACACACCCUCCCCGCCAAUCCACCUCUGUCCCAGACACUCCAGUUGGUGCCCCCCCCAACACACACGCCUUUAUUUUGGACAGGAGAAUUGGGCAGCAGAGAGGUCGAAAUGGCACCGAGUGGCCCGUCGAGCCUCUACCCUGGGAUGCCAAGGGAGACACCGGCUUCAGGGGGCCUCUCCUCGGCCAUCGGGCUCCUGAGGAGGAAGCUGCAAGCCAAGCAGGGGCUCCGCAUCAGCUCAGCGGCCCCCAGCUGCUCCAGGAUCCGGACACCAAGCCGCCUUGUGGAGGAGCCUGCUGGUCACCGGGCACACCUGGGCAAGGGGCUCCAGAAAGGUGGGAGCCACACCGAGGCCUCUGCUGCAGGAAGCUGUGCCCUCAGGGACCGGACCGAGAAUAUGCCGCUGAGCAGACGGGCGACCGGUGGCUCUUCCUCUCCUCUGUGCCGCCGCCCCUUCCUCUCAGCCAGCCCCCCAAGGACUUUGCCAGCUCCGGCGGAGACUUUGCGCUGGCCAGGUGGGGAUUCUUGCCCAGCGGGGUCUUCCUGAUGUCAGCCAAGUUUGGCAAGGACAGAGAGGCCCAGCCCCCGCUGCACCUGCCCCCCAACAUCUGCAUCCUGACCCUGGCCAUGAUGAUCGCUGGCAUUCCCACGGUCCCCGUGCCGGGCGUGCGGGAGGAAGACAUGGUCCACGCUGCCCAGUGCUUUGUGGCGGAGAACCUGGAGCCUGGCAACGCGCAGGGGAGGCAGCACAGAGGAGGAGGAGGAGGUGGGCUGCCAUGCAGCGCCUGGGGCCUUCCUGCAAGAGGGGGGACAAGCAGAGGAAGAGGGCCACCCACAGGAGCCUCCUGCCCCUGUUCCUGGCGCAGCUGGAGAAGUGAGAGCAGGGGGGAAGAAACGCUUAAUUCUGCUUUGAAAAGCCAACAUAAAGGGUUUGUGAAAAGCAA
This is a messenger RNA of Podarcis lilfordi (Lilford's wall lizard), 1842 nucleotides long. Lineage: Eukaryota; Metazoa; Chordata; Lepidosauria; Squamata; Lacertidae. The record is from the annotation of a GenBank genome assembly.